AAGGCUAAGGCGUAAGUGUAGGCCUAUUUGCAGCGCUCUAGUAUCACAUGCAAGUAUAAUCCAUAAUCAUUGAGCGCGGGGGGAUUAUACGGGGUGCCCACUACGGAUUGGAUCGGCCGAUCGGGCCGAUCGCCCAACAACAAACGUGUUUUCAGAUUCAGGCGAUCGAGUCGGGUGAUCGGCCCGAUCCAGCUAUAGUGGAUUUUUCCGUUUUCUAAAAUUAACAGCGCAUUGGAAGGGAAGCAACUCUCACCAUCAACUUUUGACCGGUCGCUGCCCUACAAAUCGAGCUUUGGCCAAACAUCAAGAUCAAGCAGAGCUGCACAAUCACACACCCAAGAGUCUAUCAAGCAUUGUCAGAAAACAAAACUCCACAAUGGCUGCUGCUAAACCCAAGCUUGUUGGAGCAGUAGAUCAGGGGACAAGCAGCACACGGUUCCUUGUAUUCAAUGCAGACACAUCGGAAGUAGUCACAUAUCAUCAAGUCGAGAUCACACAGAAGUUCCCCAAAGAAGGAUGGGUGGAAGAAGAUCCUAUGGAGAUUCUCAAUUCCGUCAAGGUGUGCAUCGAGAAAGCGGUGGACAACCUACAAGGUCUAGGGUUCCAACCCUCAGAUGUGAAAGCCAUUGGAAUCACAAAUCAACGAGAGACAACCAUUGUGUGGGACAAAAACACUGGGAAACCUUUAUAUAAUGCUAUUGUGUGGUUAGAUCUGAGGACUGCAGCCACAGUGGAACAGCUCAUUAAGAAGACGCCCGGUCGAGACAAGGACGCGCUCAGGCCUCUGUGCGGUCUGCCAUUAGCGACCUACUUCAGUGCUUUGAAGUUCCGGUGGCUGGCGGACAACUCUAUUGAGGUGCGGCGUGCGGUGGAUGAAGGUCGCUGUAUGUUCGGUACCGUCGACUCCUGGCUUGUGUGGAAUUUGACCGGCGCCACCCAAGGUGGUCAACAUAUUACUGACGUGACCAACGCUAGUCGGACAAUGCUGUUGAACCUGACCACCCUCGACUGGGAUGAACACUUGUGUUCGUUUUUUAACAUUCCAAAAACUGUUCUUCCCAAAGUUCGCAGCUCGUCGGAGAUCUACGGGAAAAUGGCUUGCACUGCUCUGAAAGAUGUCAUAAUUUCUGGGAUCUUGGGUGACCAGCAGGCGGCCCUGGUCGGCCAGUCGUGCUUCCGGGUCGGAGAGGCCAAGAACACGUACGGCACCGGCUGCUUCCUGCUCUACAACACAGGGCUCUCCGCUGUGGAGUCUAAGACAGGACUGCUGACCACCGUGGCCUACAAGCUGGGGAAAAACAAGCCGGCUGUUUAUGCUCUAGAGGGAGCAAUCGCCAUCGCUGGUGCCUGUGUGCAGUGGCUCAGAGAUAAAAUGGGCGUCAUAUCCUCCUCCUCUGACAUUGAGAAAUUGGCUCUCGAGGUGGACUCAACGCAUGGCUGCUACUUUGUGCCAGCUUUCUCAGGCCUGUUUUGUCCUUACUGGCAAUCGGAUGCCCGCGGAAUUAUCUGUGGCCUGACCCAGUUCACGGACAAGCGUCAUAUUGCCAGGGCCGCGCUGGAGGCUGUGUGUUUCCAGACCAAAGAGCUGCUAGACGCCAUGAACAAAGACUCUGGUAUAGAACUGACCAGUCUCAAAGUGGACGGGGGAAUGACGGUCAACGCCCUGCUCAUGCAAGUCCAGGCAGACAUACUGGGCAUCCGAGUGGUUCGCCCCUCGAUGACGGAGACGACCGCCCUGGGAGCCGCCAUGGCGGCAGGAAGUGCCGAAGGCGUGGAGGUCUGGAAACUUCCGGGAGGGGAGUCGGGACCCAUCACCUGCGACACGUUUGAGCCCUCCAUCUCACAGAAUGAGCGCGCAGAGCGACUGGCAAGGUGGAAAGAUGCCGUGAAGAGAAGCAUGAAGUGGGAUCUGUCGGGCAGGACGUCUCGUUUGUCUCAAGGAUUCUGGGAUGUCCUGGCUCCAGGCCUCUACCUGUGGAGCUCUGUGGGUCUCCUGGCUCUAGCAAGCCUUGUCAAUAGAGGCUAAAUGUGGAGCGCAGCGAGUGUAGCGUGAGGGAUUGCGAUGAGCGGUAGAAGUGUCGGGGGCGAAACCCGGUCGUAGCUAGCUGCCUCUUGAGUGAUGUGGACAGACAGAAGUUUAGUGGAUGUAGCAGGGCUUCCGUGAUGUGUGUGUGUGUGCGUGUGUGUGUGUGUGUGUGUGUGUGUGUGUGUGUGUGCGUGUGCGUGUGUGUGU
Messenger RNA from Aplysia californica (California sea hare), 2233 nucleotides. Its product is annotated as glycerol kinase. Gene Ontology annotation, molecular function: glycerol kinase activity. The coding region runs from base 377 to 2026 and encodes 549 amino acids. NCBI's taxonomy places the organism in Eukaryota, Metazoa, Mollusca, Gastropoda, Aplysiida, Aplysiidae. The transcript is spliced from 17 exons. The record is from RefSeq and is a predicted model, not a curated record. Gene Ontology annotation, biological process: triglyceride metabolic process; glycerol metabolic process; glycerol-3-phosphate biosynthetic process. Gene Ontology annotation, cellular component: mitochondrion.